Molecule: messenger RNA, 1677 nt
Organism: Branchiostoma floridae (Florida lancelet)
Lineage: Eukaryota; Metazoa; Chordata; Leptocardii; Amphioxiformes; Branchiostomatidae
Product: vegetative incompatibility protein HET-E-1-like
Exons: 9
Coding region: 306-1391 (361 amino acids)
Molecular function (GO): protein binding
Source: RefSeq, a predicted model, not a curated record
ACACUACCCUGGAUACGAGUUUCAAUGACCUUUAACCUCACUGACCCCCUUUGUUGCUAGCGCGCGGACAACAAAUUCUGUGCAGUCAACUUUCCUGCUUUUCGAUGAUUUUAUGCCUUUUGUUGGGUAUCUGCUGGCCCGAAGUAAGUCUAAAAGCUGUCCCAACUUCCAGUGCUCCCAGAUCAACACUGACUGAAAGUCAGCUCAGCAACAGCAAACUCUCAGGGCAAAGUGGAGAAUGCAGUGACUACUGAGGAAGCACUCAUCCUCCCUGGUAUCAUCUUGAACAGUCUUCCGACCGUGCCAUGGCCAGAAGACGUCUUGAAGCAGCGCUGGAUGCUGGGAGGGAGAUCAGUAAGGAGCAGGACCCCUUCAGCAAGCUGACGACGCUGAGUCACAUCCCGGUGCAGCGGGAGUUAGCUGGAGCCUACAGUCUGCAGUUCUCUCUGACCGGCAACCAGCUGGCCGUGGGAUUUGGCAAUGGUGCAGUGCAGGUAUAUUGUGCUGCAUGCAAGAACAUGACGACAAAGCUCCCUUUUUCACAGUUGUACAACCCUGAGAAUGGGGAGAUGAACCUUGCCCUGAAGAAGGGGUCGAGUCGGAGGGGCCUGGCUGUCAUGUCCCUGUGCUACCACCCCCUGGAUAAUGGUAUCAUCCUGGAGGCUGGGGCUGAUGGAAACAUCGGCUGCUGGCAGCUGGAGACGUCCAUGUGCACACAUAGUCUACAGGAGGACCAGAAUGAGAUAAAUGCCAUGGACUUCAACCUGGACGGAACUGUGUUUGCCACAGUAGGGAAGGACAGGCACAUACGCAUGUAUGACAGCAAAACUUUCGAGCUGUUGCAGACUCUAGAGGCGCCCAACCCGCUGAUCGAGGACGUCCAGCCGACAUCAGGACACAGCAGGAGGAUAUACGCCAUCAAGUUCCACCCCACGGACAACUACAUGUUCAUCACUGCUGGCUGGGACAACAGUCUCAAGAUAUGGGAUCGCAGAACAAAGGGAGGUGCCAAGAGGGUGAUCGGUGGACCACACGUCUGCGGGCCGGCCCUGGAUAUCAAGGAUAACAAAGUCCUGACAGGUUCGUGGGUUGCGAAGGGCUCGCUCCAGCUGUGGCACUUCCAGGAGCGCAGCCUGCUACAGACGAUACCGUUCCCCGCGGGGAAGGGCGGAGAGUUCCUGUACUGCGCCCAGUUCUGCGACCACGACGUGGUGCUGGCGGGCGGCAGCGGCACCAACAGCGCUCAGGCCAUACAGACGAAGAAUGGAAAUGUGUUAGGAUCAGUAGAUGGAGGUGGCAAGGCAGUACAGACGCUAGACGCCAUCAGAGGAGGUCGUCUGUUGGCAGUAGGAGGGCUGGGACCCCAAAUCACUGUGGGAAAGUUGGAGUAAACUGUUAACAUUGUCCAGUCCAGGCUGAAAAUAUGCAGAGUUGUUUUUGGAGGAUAUUGACUUCCAGUGAAGAUGCAGCAAGGAUCAGUCUUUACAUUGCAAAAGCCUUUCUGUACACUCUAUAUUUCUAUGUGGGUGAUGCAGUAUUUUCACACUCAUGGAAAAUCGUUUCGAGAGUCAUUUCUCUAUGAAGUUAGUGUCUUAGACAUCAAAUUUUGUAUAGCAGAUGCAACGUGACAGCCUUGUAGCAUUCAAACAGCAAAUUAAUGGUAGUGUCAAACAUUGA